Ostertagia ostertagi is the source of this 153-nucleotide messenger RNA. The record is from the annotation of a GenBank genome assembly. Lineage: Eukaryota; Metazoa; Nematoda; Chromadorea; Rhabditida; Trichostrongylidae.
AUGCAUUGCGUCUAUCAGAUCCAAUCGAAGCAAGUACGACUUACAUUCGACAACUUCGACAUUGAAGUGGUGCAGAACGACGAAUGCUCAUACGACAAUGUCGCUGUGUAUGAGUCCUAUGUAAGCCCAACUGAGCAUGGCAAAUUACUGGGA